Eutrema salsugineum is the source of this 836-nucleotide messenger RNA. RefSeq names its product tropinone reductase homolog At2g29330. Gene Ontology annotation, molecular function: oxidoreductase activity. The transcript has 5 exons. NCBI's taxonomy places the organism in Eukaryota, Viridiplantae, Streptophyta, Magnoliopsida, Brassicales, Brassicaceae. The record is from RefSeq and is a predicted model, not a curated record. Bases 1 to 819 code for a protein of 272 amino acids.
AUGGAGUCUUCAAGGUAUUACUGCUCUUGUGACCGGUGGAGCCAGCGGAAUCGGGUUUAUGUCACUAGAUUUAUUUAUUUUGUUGAAUGUUUUAGGCAUGCCAUAGUAGAGGAGCUAGCCGGUUUUGGAGCUAGAAUCCAUGUAUGUGACAUCUCUGAAACAAUGCUUAAUCAAAGUUUAAGCGAAUGGGAAAAGAAAGAGUUUCGAGUGAGUGGUUCAAUCUGUGAUGUAUCCUCUCAUCCCGAGAGAGAAACACUUAUGCAUACCGUCUCAGCCAUAUUCGAUGGCAAACUGAACAUUCUUGUGAACAACGUUGGCGUGAUUCGCACGAAGCCAACAACAGAAUAUGUAGCAGAAGAUUUCUCGUUCCAUAUUUCAACAAACCUGGAAUCUGCUUACCAUCUUAGCCAACUUUCACAUCCUUUUCUAAAGGCUUCAGGAUCAGGAAGCAUUGUCUUUAUUUCCUCUAUUGCAGGGGUUGUUUCAGCUGAUUGUGGAUCCAUCUAUAGUUUAACCAAAGGAGCUUUGAAUCAGCUAGCAAGAAAUUUGGCAUGUGAAUGGGCAAGAGAUGGCAUAAGAUCAAACGCCGUUGCUCCUAAUUUUAUCCACACUGCUCUUGCUCAACCUUUUUUAGAUGAUGCCGGUUUAAAGAAGAGUUUGAACAGUAGAACUCCACUUGGCCGCGCUGGAGAACCACGAGAGGUUGCAUCGCUUGUAGCUUUUCUGUGUCUACCUGCAGCUUCAUAUAUUACUGGUCAGACCAUUUGUGUUGAUGGAGGUCUCACUAUCAAUGGCUUCUCUUAUCAACCAGAGCCUUGAGCCAAGGUUUGGGUGUG